AUAUCUGCCAAUAUUGGUUUCAUAUGCAUAAUUGUGUGUGUGUGUCUGUGUUCUGUCUAUGAGUGUACAUGUAUAUUGUUUGUUUUUUGGUUUUUGAAAACUACGUUGACCUUACCAAAAGAAUCAAGAAAAUGGGUGGUGGAAAUUCCAAAGAAAUAAUCAAAGAACAGCAAGAAACAUUGGAAAAAUAUCGAAAUGAUUUUGAGGAUUUGAAAAAAUCAACAGAAAAAAGAAUUGAUGAUAUGAAUAAACAACAUGAAUCUCGAAUAACUAAAAUUACUGAACAAUUUGAAAAUACACUCAAUCAAGUUAAUGAUCGAGCUGUUUUAUUGGAUGCUAAAUUAAAACAAUCAGAAAUAGAAAAGAAGAAUUAUUCAUCACUUUUUGCAAUCACAUUAUUUAUAUUGUUGUUUUUGGGCGUUGUUUUUUAUCAGAAAACGAAAACACAUGAAAAUGACAUUCAACGAGAAAAAGAAUUAAACGAAUUUCAACGUGAAGUGAUUGUAGAAAAAUUUACAGAAAAAAUGAGUUAUUUUCAAAAAUUAUUAACCAAUAAAAUGGACGAAAAUAAACAACUGACCAAGAUAAUUGAACAUUUGCGACAAUCAAAAAGUGAAGAAAAAAAUAUUCAAUCAGUGCACGAUUCGAUUUCAAACAUCCCAAUUUCAUCAAUGAUGGGCAUGAUGUUUUUUAAUUUAAUGACCAUAAUAAUUGCCACAUUUAUUUGGCUAAUAAUAAGAAAAUUAACAGAAAAAUAAAUUUCAAUUCAAACAUUG
This is a messenger RNA of Dermatophagoides farinae (American house dust mite), 776 nucleotides long. NCBI's taxonomy places the organism in Eukaryota, Metazoa, Arthropoda, Arachnida, Sarcoptiformes, Pyroglyphidae. The record is from RefSeq and is a predicted model, not a curated record.